AUGGAGUCUUCAGUCAUCUCUUUCUGUCAGAACUGGUCAAUAGUUUCAGCAAUUUAUAUUUUUCAAGCAAUUAAUAUAAAUCAGCGUCUCAAUCCAGAUACAACUACAGGAUAUAACUUAAAGCAAUGACUUGAAGAAGCAGCUCAGUGCCGCCUACCCUCAAUUGAUUUAAGCAAGUUUAAUAGCCCAGUUUCCCAAAGCAGUUUACAAGACAGACUAGAUGAGCUUUAUUCCCUACUUAAAAAUAAUGAUAUCCCCAAUCAAAAGCGAUCGAUAAAAUAUUUAUCAAUUUCAAAUAAAAAACUCAUGGACGAUAAUCAAAUAAAUAAAAAUACUAUUGCUUUUUUCGCAAGGCUUGAAGGAUCAGGAAAUAUUCAAACAAAUCUUAUGAUAAAAAACGUCAAUUGAAGGCUUGCUGCAGUCUUUUCAGGGAAUCCAAAGAUUUGCUUUUGCUAUAUUGAUAAUCAAUGGAAGAAUUUAAGCUGCAAAUGUAUGAACAAUAAUUGAAAUGGAUCUGACACUAUUCUUUGCUAUACCAAAGACAAAAAACUAGAACCGAUAAGUAUAAAUAUCUCGAAUCUGCAGAACACAGACUGUUUAUUCUGCAUGGGAAAUAAAAAUGCAGUAAAGAAUGAAAAGAAAAAUGCAGGAAAAGCGAUAAAUAAAGGCAACUUAACUGCUAAUAAAAACAGCCUUAAAGAAGAGAGCAAAAUUGAGACUCCUCAAAAGAAGAAGAAAAAUAAUAAUAAUUGUAUAGAGGGGCAAAAAAAAAAAGGCAGCUCCGGUAACUGUCGUAUUUCGAUAAUAAAUAACUCAACAAAACUAAGUGUUUUUUUUACUAACUCCCCCCCUCCGUAAGUGAACAAAACCAUUAGAAAAAUCGCUAUUUUUUGCCCAAAAAUCCACCCUCCGUUAGUGAACAAAAAUUUUUUUAAUAGAAAAAUUUUUUAUUUAAAAAAAUUUUGAUAUAUAAGUGAUAACUAGUAUAAUGAAAUCUAGAGCUAAUUCUGUCUAAUUUUAAACAAAUUGCUUUUUAAACCAUAAAUUUUAUAAAUUAAAAUUAAUAUUUUGCUUUCAAAUUUUUGCGAAUUAGGAUUUUUUUAAAUUUCGAAAAAAAAAUUUUCUAUAUAAUUUAAUUUUUUAAAAAAACCUCCCUCCUUGGAGUGAACAAAAUAUUUUUGUUCACUCACGGAGGGGGGACUAAGCCUAUUACUUGCGUCGAUUUUUUAUCUAAAACUAGUGAAUCAAAUACAAGAGAGUCUGAUAUAUCAGUCCCACAAGAUCCUGCAUUUCAUGACUUCUCAUGCCAAUAUUCACAAGGAGAUCUAUUCCCUAGCCAAGGUCCUAUUUUUCAAGACUUCUCAUGUCAAUAUUCCGAAGAAAAUUUGUGCCAGAAUCAAAAACAAAGUAAUUUCGACAAAUGUUUUGACCAUCAAAAACAAAUUGACAGCUUGAAAAGCAAAAUAAAACAGCAAGAAAAAAAAAUCGAGGAUCUAGAGUUAACUUCUAAAAAUGAAGCAAGAAAAGGGGAAAAAAAAGAAAUUUUGCUUAAUUUAGAGAAUAGCAAAAGAGAAAUUAAUGAUUUAAAAGAGACUAUUGAUGAUAAAGAAAGAAAAAUUAAAAAAUUAGAACAAGAAUUAGAAUGUGAAAAAAGUAAAAACAAAGAUUUUAGCAUAAAGGAGAUUGACAGUUUAAAAAAACUAAACGAGGAAAUGAAUAAAUCAGAUGAGAAAAGCAAUAAUCCUCCACAAAGUACUCUAUGAUGCUUUAAAGAAUUAAGAAGAAAUUUUUUAAUAAUUGAAAAUUCAAAGGAGAGUAUCAUGAUAGCUUCAACUAUGAAAAACCCUAUUAAAAUGACUGAAAGUUGUAAAGAAAUCAAUAAUUAUGACCAAAUUAAAAAUAAAAAUGCAAUUUUUGAAGAAGAGAAGGCAGUUAAAGAAAACUUAAAUAUAUAUUCAGUGCCAAUUUUUCAAUAUAGAAAAUGGGGACUGCCUAAUAUAGGAAACAGCUGCUAUAUGAAUUCUUUAUUACAAAUUUUAGCUAGUACUAACUGCUUUGUAAAAGCAGUUCAAAAUAUUUCGAAUUGUCCUAUGCUUGAAAAAAUCUCGAUAUUAGCAGAACAAAUUAGAAACAAGUCAACUAAAAUGCAAGCUUUAAUAUCAUCUCUAGAAAACUUUAGAUUAGAAAUAGGCAAACAAUUUCCACACGUAAGUUCUACUUAG
Messenger RNA from Blepharisma stoltei, 2222 nucleotides. NCBI's taxonomy places the organism in Eukaryota, Ciliophora, Heterotrichea, Heterotrichida, Blepharismidae. The record is from the annotation of a GenBank genome assembly.